AUGGCUUCUAACUUUCCACUGCUGCCGGGAUUCGCGCCUACUCAGGAGUUCAAGGAGCACUACAAGAAGGAGCCGACCAAGUACCCGCUGCCGCGGCAGGCCACCUACGAGGAGCCGGUGGUCAACAACACCCCCUUCCUCUCCACCUCCCACGACCACUUCAAUCCCAAGAACGUCCCCAGGGACUCCUCCAAGCUGUACCAGCCCGACUGGGUCUACCUCGACCGCCACGUCCUCCGCUUCUAUGGCUACUUCAAGGAGAGCGUGGUCGAGAGCAACCACGAGAACAGCCGCAACCGCAAGGUCAAGGUGCUCUUCUACCUCGAGGACAACUCCGUCUCCAUCAACGAGGAGAAGUUCGAAAACUCCGGCAUCCCCCAGGGCAAGUUCCUCAAACGCGAGAAGUACGUCCAGGAGAACGGCAAGUUCCUCACCGCCUACGACUUCAGACUCGGACAGGCCAUCACCCUCUACGGCCGCUCCAUCUACCUCUACAACUGCGACGACUACACCCGCGAGUUCUACGAAAAGGCAGGACAGCCCCAGGGCCCCUCCGAGCCCUACGAGAACGACCAGUGGACCUCCACCGUCACCAACAAGUGGAUCCCCAAGAAGGACGCGCAGAUGAAGGAAUACCUCGAGAAGAAGCUGGGCGGCGGCAAGGUCAACUCGGAAAAGCAGUUCCUGGAAAACGAUAGAAAGGUGCUGAAGUUCUUCGCCCGCUUCGAAGGAGCGCCCUUCAUCGUGCACUACUUCCUGGCCGACGAUACCAUCGAGGUUAGAGAAGUGUCUCUGCCCAACUCCGGCAAGGAUCCCUUCCCUGUCACCUUCAGAAGGCAAAAGUUGGCUAAGAACUUCGCACUGAACCAGCCUGGCCAAACCUACGCUGAGAACUUCCUGCGCGCUGAGGAGCUUGCAGUGGGCCGUCCCCUCUAA
Messenger RNA from Nymphaea colorata (pocket water lily), 936 nucleotides. RefSeq lists its product as uncharacterized. The transcript has 2 exons. Gene Ontology annotation, biological process: cilium-dependent cell motility; mitotic spindle organization; mitotic cytokinesis. The record is from RefSeq and is a predicted model, not a curated record. Gene Ontology annotation, cellular component: axoneme; mitotic spindle. Gene Ontology annotation, molecular function: alpha-tubulin binding. Bases 1 to 936 code for a protein of 311 amino acids. Lineage: Eukaryota; Viridiplantae; Streptophyta; Magnoliopsida; Nymphaeales; Nymphaeaceae.